Lotus japonicus is the source of this 865-nucleotide messenger RNA. RefSeq names its product cell number regulator 6. The transcript has 5 exons. Bases 129 to 842 code for a protein of 237 amino acids. The record is from RefSeq and is a predicted model, not a curated record. Lineage: Eukaryota; Viridiplantae; Streptophyta; Magnoliopsida; Fabales; Fabaceae.
ACCCAUGCAAGAGAGAGAUUUGGUUUCUUUUACAACAUUCGAUCAAAUCAUCAAAUCGUACUUUGUCUCCAAAAUCUGAACACAUUCAAAUUUGGAUAAUCUCCUCGUAUCGUUUCAGGGGCAACAACAUGGCAGACAGAAACUCAAGGUAUGUAAAAUUGACGAGAGAUAGAGAACAAGCGCCAUUGGAGGAUAUUACUCCUGGAGAGCUGAACCAACCAAUUGAAGUUACACAAUUAAAUUGUCGUAGAUGUAAUGAGUGUGGUCAAGUUUUACCUGAAACGUACCAACCACCUGCUGAUGAAGAUUGGGCAACUGGAAUAUGUGGUUGUGCAGAAGAUACAGAUAGUUGUUGGACUGGACUCUUUUGUCCAUGUGUUUUGUUUGGCCGUAACCUUGAAGCAAUGAGAGAUGAUAUUCCUUGGACAAAUGCAUGUGUUUGUCAUGCUAUGUGUGUGGAAGGUGGAAUGGCACUUGCUGCAGUAACAGCACUUUUCAAUGGAAUUGAUCCAGAGACAUCAUUUCUCAUUGUUGAAGGUCUCUUUUUCACUUGGUGGAUGUGUGGUAUCUAUACUGGUCUGUUUCGACAAGCUUUGCAGAAGAAAUACCAUCUUAAGGAUUCACCAUGUGAUCCUUGCAUGGUGCAUUGUUGCUUGCAUUGGUGUGCCAUAUGUCAAGAGCAUCGAGAAAUGAAGAACCAUCUAUCUGAAAAUUCUAGCACUGAAGGAACCAUUAUCAGUCCCCCACCCGUUCAAGAGAUGAAUACAAAUAAGGAACCCGCACCUUCUACAAAAUCUCCACCAAGUGAUGAACAUAACAAUUUGAAGAUACAACCUAUAUAAGAAUUUUCGUAUAUUAGAAUCCA